Phaeoacremonium minimum UCRPA7 is the source of this 264-nucleotide messenger RNA. RefSeq names its product putative nadh-ubiquinone oxidoreductase b18 subunit protein. The record is from RefSeq and is a predicted model, not a curated record. Gene Ontology annotation, cellular component: mitochondrion. The coding region runs from base 1 to 264 and encodes 87 amino acids. Lineage: Eukaryota; Fungi; Ascomycota; Sordariomycetes; Togniniales; Togniniaceae. The transcript has 3 exons.
AUGGCGCUCGGAAGCUCAGUUGAGACACCGCGGCCCGCGACCCGCGAGGAGAUGAGUGCCGCGAAGCUACCGCUGGCCUACCGAGACAACUGCGCACACCUCCUGAUCCCUCUGAACCGGUGUCGUUUCGAGACCUACUACCUUCCGUGGAAAUGCGAGAACGAAAGACACACAUACGAGAAAUGCCAAUACGACGAAUUUAAGAAGCGAGUAGCAAAAAUGAACGAGCUUAGAGAGGCGAAGGGUGGCGCAAGGAGCAAUUAA